AUGGCUUCACCCUCUCCUUCCGACGAGGACUCGGUCCUCUCUCGGGGGCAAGAGCCCCCAACAGCCGAAUCCUCACCACCUCCCGAAGAUUCUUUCGAGGACCUCUCACCAGAGGCCCAAAAAUGGCAACAAGACGAGGAGAAGGCGCGCACCGCGAACGAGCAAGCGGAGAAGAAGAGAAGGGAUGCUAUUCAGAAGCGGAAGGAUAACAAGAAGCCUGAAACAAAAGCCGAGCGCGAACAGAAGGCGCGCCAGCUCGAUGACCUGUUGCUGAAGAGUGCUGCUUUCAGUGACAUCCUGACCAAGAAGACGCAGGUCUUGGGUAAGGUUGGAAGCGGUCUCGAUGGAAAAAUUUUGGGAGAGCACGAUUUGCACAUGGCGAAACAGCCCAAGUCUCUCAUCAACGGCAAGACGGUGCAGGUGAUCUCACUCAUCGCCCUCCUUCGCGAAGAAGAAUUCCUCGGCCCUCAUCUGGUGAUUGCUCCACUCAGCACAUUAAGCAACUGGAUCAACGAGUUUAAGAAAUGGUGCCCCUCAAUCCCAGUUGUCCUCUAUCACGGUACUCCCAAGGCGAGACAGGACAUCUGGGCCAAGAGCGUGAAGAAGCACCUCAAGGGUGGACGCCCAACGGAAUCAUUCCCGGUUGUGUGCACCUCAUAUGAAAUGGUCUUGGCGGACAAGGCUGCCCUUUCCAAAGUCAACUGGGGCUUCAUCAUCAUUGACGAGGGUCACCGCAUGAAGAAUUUCGAUUCCAUGCUUUCUCGGGAGCUUCGUACCUUCACUUCAGCGACGAGAUUGCUCAUUACCGGCACACCCCUGCAGAACAACCUGCGAGAACUUUGGUCGUUGCUUCAUUUCCUGUUGCCAACCAUUUUCAGUAACUGGGACGCCUUUGAGUCGUGGUUCGAUUUUAGCGACCUCCAGGACGUGAAAGGGACAUCCGAAUUCAUUGCUGAUCGCGAGAACCAAGAUUUGAUCAAGAAGAUCCAUUUGAUAUUACAACCAUUGCUUUUGCGCCGCGUCAAGGCCGACGUGGCUAAACACCUACCGAAGAAGCGAGAGUACAUUCUGUACGCCCCAAUGACCAAGGAGCAGACCGACCUGUACAAUGCGAUUAGCGACAAGAACAUUGAUUCGCGGACUUUCCUCGAGAACAAGGUCCUCGAGACGCUCGAAGCGUCGAGAUACGGUCCAGCUCCUGCCAUUAUAAGCAGCCAUCGAACCUCAAAAGCAGGAAGCAAAACGAAAAAGGUGGUGCCAAAAAAGGAGGACGAAAGCCUCAAGGUCUCUCUGCCAUUGAGAACGACCCCUCGCAAGGGCAAAUCAACAACUUCGGACGCAAGCCCGGCACCGAACGCGUUUACCAUGCUCAUGAGUAAGAAGAUUGCCGAUGUUCCUGCCAAGCAGACUAGAGGUCGCUCCACCAAAUCGAAGGCAUCCACAAAGCCACUAACUCGCGACGGCUCAACCGCAUCGUCGAAGAGGAAAACGCCCCCCACAGCUGAGGUGUCGGUGUCAAAGAGUGCAAAAUCAAGUCGAGCUUCCACCCCCGCAGUCGCAUCUAAGAGUCUAACCCGCCAGGGCCGCUCGUUGCGACGCACCAGGUACACUGAAGCUGACUCCGAUGAAGAUAAACUUUCGGACGAUGAGUUUGAGGCUAAGCUAGCCGACGAGAUAGCCGACGAUCAUGUCAAGGAAUCUUCACCUGAGUUGACGCCCGAAGAGGCAGAUUUCAAAAGAAUAGUUGACGCCGCAAAGCUGGAAAUUUCCAGGAAGAAGCUUGGUAAUCCGCUCAUGCAACUGCGUCUUGUUGCCAAUAGUCCGCAUAACUUCUUCAACCCCUGGGGCCUCGAGAAUGGGCCGGAAAUCGAUGAAAGAAUCGUCACUGCCUCGGGAAAGAUGCUGCUUCUCGACCGCCUUCUGCCCGCUUUGUUGAAACGUGGCCACAAGGUGCUCAUCUUCUCUCAAUUCAAAACGCAGCUCGAUAUUCUUCACGAUUAUUGUACAUUCAGGAAGCUCAAGAUCUGCCGCAUCGAUGGAAGUGUAUCCCAAGCAGAACGUCAGGAACACAUUGAUGCCUUCAAUAGCGACCCAGACUUCAAGGUGUUCCUGCUUUCAACACGAGCUGGUGGCCAAGGAAUCAAUCUCACUGCGGCCGACACCGUCAUCUUGUUUGAUUCCGACUGGAACCCUCAGCAAGAUCUCCAAGCCCAAGACAGAGUCCACAGGCUGGGGCAAACGAAGCCGGUAGUGAUCUUUCGGUUGGCAACUAAAGGCACCGUCGAAGACAGUCUCCUGCUCAGCGUUGAGGCAAAGCGUCGCCUCGAGAAGCUGGUCAUCAAAGGUGGCCAGUUCAGAACGAUGGGUCAAAAAAUCAACAAGGAUGAAGACUUGGACGAAGAGAAGCUCAAGGCGCUUUUGCUCAAGGACGGUCAUGUGUACGAACAAUCUGGCAGUGCUGAGAUUCUGAGCGACAAAGACGUUGAGAUUCUGUGUGAUAGGAGCGACUUGGCAUAUGAACGUGCUGCCAUCGGCGAUGGAAACGCAGAAUCAUUCAAGGUUGUUGAAACAGCAGCCACUGGAAUUCUUGCGACCUAAGAGUCUUCACUACCUGUCCUUACUGCCUCCCCGAUGACGGACGUCUUGGUUUGAGAGCAUACCUGUAUGAUGGAUUAAUCAUUGUCUGGUUACUCCGCUGGUUGGUUAGCAAUACGCAGCGCUACUAUGCCGCUUACGAAUGAUGUCUCAAUCUUUUAUGAUCACACAUGGAGUUAGCUACCGAGAACAUCGCUCAAGCACCUAGUAAAAGCAAAAUCUGGCACAUUGCUGUG
This is a messenger RNA of Verticillium dahliae VdLs.17, 2831 nucleotides long. Its product is annotated as ISWI chromatin-remodeling complex ATPase ISW1. The record is from RefSeq and is a predicted model, not a curated record. The transcript is spliced from 3 exons. NCBI's taxonomy places the organism in Eukaryota, Fungi, Ascomycota, Sordariomycetes, Glomerellales, Plectosphaerellaceae. Gene Ontology annotation, cellular component: nucleus. Gene Ontology annotation, molecular function: ATP-dependent chromatin remodeler activity; DNA binding; ATP binding. Bases 1 to 2598 code for a protein of 865 amino acids.